AUGGAUACAAAAAGAAACGAUGACAAUGAUGAUGUUCAUAGACGCUGCAAGUGUAAGAAGACCAAAUGCUUGAAACUUUAUUGUGAUUGCUUUUCUGCUGGAUUCUAUUGUUAUGAAGCAUGUAGUUGUAAAGAAUGCUUCAAUCUACGUGACUAUGAAGAUGAAGUCCAGGAGUCACGUGAAUGCAUAGAAGAGAGAAACCCACUUGCAUUUUCACCCAAGAUUCAUUCUCUUGAGGGUGGAGAUAAGCUAAUGCCAAAUGUACAAAAACAUAGAAAAGGUUGCAUAUGUAAGAAGUCAAUGUGCAUGCAUCGGUAUUGUGAGUGCUAUAAGGGUAAAGUCGGAUGCUGGAGUAAUUGUCGAUGUGAAGGGUGUAAAAAUGUUCAUGGUAUGAAAGGAGGAGGAAAGUGUGACAUAAUGAUAGGAACAAGUAUAAGGGAAUCUGGUUUGGAUCAAAACGAAUUCAUAAAUCGGUUCACACCUCAAGAUAAAAAUGGUGGAGAUCUAAAAUCAUCGAUGAAUCUUUAA
This is a messenger RNA of Lactuca saligna, 528 nucleotides long. Lineage: Eukaryota; Viridiplantae; Streptophyta; Magnoliopsida; Asterales; Asteraceae. The record is from the annotation of a GenBank genome assembly.